Lottia gigantea (owl limpet) is the source of this 2600-nucleotide messenger RNA. RefSeq lists its product as hypothetical. Gene Ontology annotation, cellular component: lipid droplet. The transcript has 17 exons. Bases 128 to 2377 code for a protein of 749 amino acids. The record is from RefSeq and is a predicted model, not a curated record. Lineage: Eukaryota; Metazoa; Mollusca; Gastropoda; Lottiidae. Gene Ontology annotation, molecular function: lanosterol synthase activity. Gene Ontology annotation, biological process: cholesterol biosynthetic process; triterpenoid biosynthetic process.
CUGGCGAUGGCGAUGGGGAUUCUUUAUCAAAACAGCUGAGCUGAUUUAUCGCUACACUUCCAAUGAAACAUUGAAGUUGUCGUUAAACACCCAUUAACAAGAGAAAUAGAAAGGGUAGAAAGACAGCAUGCCACAUAAAUAUGAGAAUAAUCGAGCCAGGAAUCGUGGUGGUCCUUAUAAAACCGAGCCAGCUACAGAUCUAUCUAGAUGGAGGUUGACAAAUGUUGAGGGUAGACAAACAUGGCGGUAUAUUGAAGAAGGUCAGCCAGUGGAUAGAGAACAAACUAUGUUAGAACUUUACUCCUUGGGAUUAGAAACAAGUAAGCAUGCACCAGAUUUAUCGAGACCAAGUACAGCUCAGAAAGCAGGGUAUAAUGGUAUAAAGUUUUAUAGUAAGAUACAGGCUGAAGAUGGCCAUUGGGCUGGUGAUUAUGGUGGACCAUUGUUCUUAAUGCCAGGUUUAGUUAUAACAUGUUAUAUUACUGGUACCAAAUUUACUCAGGCUCAGACAUUAGAAAUGAUAAGAUAUCUACGUUCAGUUCAGUGUCCAGAUGGAGGCUGGGGAUUACAUAUAGAAGGACCACCUACUGUAUUUGGAUGUGCUUUAAACUAUGUUGUUAUGAGAUUAUUAGGGGUGUCUAAAGAUGAUCCAGAUCUAGUUAAAGCCAGGAACCUACUUCAUGAAUUAGGAACUGCUAAAGCUAUUCCAUCCUGGGGCAAAUUCUGGCUAGCUGUUUUAAAUGUGUAUAGCUGGGAUGGUUUACAUUCCUUAUUCCCUGAAAUGUGGGUAUUUCCUGAAUGGAUUCCCAUACAUCCUAGUAAAUUAUGGUGUCACUGUCGUCAAGUCUAUCUUCCAAUGGCCUUUUGUUAUGGUAAAAGACUUAAAGCUGAAGAAAAUGAAUUGAUUCUAUCCUUAAGAAAGGAACUUUAUACUGAUGAUUAUGAAAGUAUCAACUGGCCAUCUCAGAGAAAUAAUUGUUCUAAAGCUGAUUUAUAUACUCCACAUUCCUGGUUUCUUGAUAUAGCUUACUAUGCUUUAGAUAUUUAUGAAGGCUACCACCUAUCAUCGUUAAGAGAAAAAGCAUUAGAAAUGUGUUAUGAUCAUAUUUGUGCUGAUGAUAGAUUUACUAAAGGCAUCAGUAUUGGUCCAGUAUCUAAAGUAAUUCAGAUGUUAGCUAGAUGGUAUAUUGAUGGAGCUGACCAUCCUGAUUUUAUACAACAUCAAGAUAGAGUCAAAGAUUAUCUGUGGAUUGGUUUAGAUGGAAUGAAAAUGAAUGGUACUAAUGGAUCACAGUUAUGGGACACAGCAUUUGUUGCUCAAGCUCUCCUGGAAGCUGGUGCUGAUAAGGUUGAGGAAUUUACCAAAUGUUUAGAUAAAACACACAAGUUCCUGAAAGUUUCUCAGAUUCCUGAGAAUCCCCCACAAUAUCAGAAAUAUUACAGACAGAUGAAUAAGGCAAUACUUUACAUUAUUUAUUAUACCUUUUAUUACUUUUCUUUUGGAGGAUUUCCAUUCAGUACCAAAGAUUGUGGAUGGAUUGUCAGUGAUUGUACAGCUGAAGGGUUGAAGAGUGUUAUGUAUUUACAAGAGAAAUGUGAACAGCUAUCACAGACUGUUGAUGUAGAGAAAUUUUACCAAGCUGUAGAUGUGUUAUUAAGUAUGAGGUGCCAUGAUGGAGGUUUUGCUAGCUAUGAAACUAAACGGGGUGGUGUGUUAUUGGAGAAGCUAAAUCCUUCUGAAGUAUUUGGUGAUAUUAUGAUAGAUUAUACUUAUGUUGAAUGUACCUCAGCUGUGAUGCAAUGUCUAAAACAUUUUCUUGACAAACAUCCCGAAUAUCGUGCUGAUGAAAUCCGACAAACACUUGACGAUGGACUGACAUAUAUACAGAGUAAACAACGACCAGAUGGAUCAUGGGAAGGCUCGUGGGGUGUGUGUUUCACCUAUGCUGCAUGGUUUGGACUGGAAGCCUAUGCCUGUAUAGGUUAUAGGUAUGAUAAAAAUAAUGUGCCUGUUGAAGUGAAAAAUGCGUGUAAAUUUUUGGAGUUGAAACAAAAAGAAGAUGGAGGUUGGGGGGAAAAGUUUGAAUCCUGUGAAGAAAGACAAUAUGUAGAAUGUGAAACGUCUCAGAUUGUUAAUACAUGUUGGGCUUUGUUAGGAUUAAUGACUGUUAGAUACCCUCAUGUAGAAGUUUUAGAAAAGGGAAUCAAGUUAAUUAUGGACAGACAACUAUCUAAUGGUGAUUGGCCACAGGAGAAUAUACCAGGUGUCUUCAAUAAAACCUGUGCUAUUAGCUACACUAACUAUAGAAAUAUAUUUCCAAUCUGGACAUUAGGACGAUUUUCACAACUUUACCCACACAGUAAACUGGCUGUUUGAUUUUAUCUAUAUAUUGUUAAUAUUAUUGUUAUUUUCUUUGACCAAAUAAUGUUUUCAAUUGUUUUAUCUUUUUACCACUAUUAUGAAGGAAAAAAAAUGUUUAAACAUAAGAUUAUCUUAGCAGCUAAUUCUUUCUAUAAAUGCCAAUAUAUUAUUGUUAUCUCUAUAUUUUAAUUGUUACUGAAAAUAUUAUUAAGCUGAUGAAUAAAAAUCAUUUCUUCCA